AUGCCCAACUCAUUAGCCAUCGAUGUCUUAAUGCCCAACGGAUUGCUCAUUGAAGUGAUGGCUAACAGAGAGUCCUCUUUGGACACAAUUAAAGCCAAUCUAUGGAUCGAAGCGAAGAAGAAUGUCUUCUAUCGGACCCUAAAUGAGAUGAAUUGUUAUAUCUUUGUGUCCGUCACUCAGGACUCAAAAGUGGAGGAGUUUUACGACGAGUCCCGAAGACUUUGCGACUUAAGGCUCUUUGAGCCGAUCCUUAAACUCGUUGAACCCGAAGGUAACAAAGAGGAGAAGAUAUUGUCCUCUGAGAUGAGUUUAGCCAUCGGUAAAGCCAUUCACGAAUUCGACUCAAUCAAAGAGCCCGAAGUGAUUGAGUUUCGCCGAAACAUUCAGACAAUCUGUCGCCGUAUUGUCGAUCGCAGGGAAUCACUACCUCUUCAGCAAAGGGUGUUUUACGCCUUUCCUCCAGAAUUGGACGAAACCAUGACUAAUGAUAGCCAAACAAAAGAGUUACUCGAACUGAAUGUUUGGACUACUUUUGCCGAUCAAAUGAGUGAAUCCCAUGUUUUACAAGUGGAUCCCAAAUACUCGUGCUCUGACCUCAUCUCUCAUGUCCUCUCUUUAGUCAAAUUCAAGUCCCAAACUUUAGUCGAGGAUUUCGUUCAACAAAAUAAAGACCGAUUUGUGCUCAAAAUUUGUGGAUUUGAACAAUACUUGUUAGGAAACUAUCACUUAUACAGAUAUACCUACAUCCGGUCGUGUAUAUCACAGGCAAAAGUGCCGCAAUUGCUUUUGGUUGAAGAAUGUGAACUCAAUGAAAAAGUGCCCCGAAGUUCAUUUCUUAUGUCCUCUUUCUUGAGAAGAACCGGUUCUUUAAGCAUUGGUUCCCAAAAUCCAGACAUUAUGAAUGGCUUAGAGAACAAUCAAUUGAUGUCUUUGUGGAAAAUCGAGUCUUUCCUACGAUUUCGUGUGGUUUCUGCCACUUAUGUCAAUGUGAGAGAUGUGGACAGCAUUUACGUGAAGGCAGGCAUAUAUCACGGCGCGGAAGCCCUGUGUGAGGAAAAGCACACACAGAAUGUUGUGCCACAGAAUCCCCGUUGGAAUGAAACGCUUGAAUUCGAUCUCUUUAUACCGGAUAUUCCUCGAAACGCGAGACUAUGUCUGUCUAUAUGUGCGGUCACUUACAGGAAGCGUAAGGAAGAACACUAUGCCAUCGCUUUUGGUAAUAUGCAGUUAAUCGACUUCAAGAGCCGAUUCCUAAGCGACAAAAUCAGUAUUCAUUUGUGGCCAAUGCCUAAGGGAUACGACGAUUUGCUCAACCCUUUAGGUAUGAAUGGCUCGAACCCUAACAAAGACUCGCCAUGUCUUCAAAUAGAGUUCGACCGUUUUGUACCGCCGGUGGUCUACCCGCCCGACCAAGUCAUUGAAAAUUACGCUCUUUUCAUCAAGAAAUGCCAGACGAAGAAUCAAUUGAGCGGUUUAUCCGAUUCCCAGAGCAGUUCCCGUUAUGACAGCGAAGACCCGGUUUCGUUGCGUGAAAUGAUGUCUCAAUUGCCAGAAAUCUUACGACGCGAUCCAUUGUCCGAACUCUCCGAACAGGAAAAGGACUCGUUGUGGAGGUUUCGCAACACUUUGUCUACAAUUCCCGAUUCAUUGCCAAAACUGUUAGAUGCGGUCAAAUGGAACUCAAGGGAUGAAGUCUCACAACUAUAUCUACUCCUCAAGAACUGGUCGACUAUUAAAGUGGAGACCGCUUUAGAGUUGUUAGACUGUAAAUACGCUGAUUUGAAGGUGAGAUCGUGUGCUGUCAAGUGGUUAGACGAGGGCCUCACUGACGAUCAUUUACUACAAUAUUUGCUACAAUUAGUUCAAGUGCUUAAGAAAGAGCCCUAUUAUGACAAUCAAUUGUCGGACUUCUUAUUGAGUCGGUCUCUCAUGAAUCAAAGGAUCGGUCACUUCUUCUUCUGGCAUUUGAAGUCCGAAAUGUACGAACCCUUGCAUUCAUUACGUUGUGGUAUAUUAUUAGAGGCCUAUUGUCGUGGUUUGCCUUUCGAUAGUUUGCAUUCAAUGGUCAGACAAGUGGCUGCUCUCGAAAAACUCGAGAAACUGACGGAUGUAUUGAAAGAACGCAAAGACGAGACACAAAAAGACAGACUCCGUUUCCUUUCCAAUUACAUAAAACAAGCCGACUAUUUAGAAGCUCUACAACAACUGCCAAACCCUUUGAACAGUAGUCUUAUUUUGGGCCAGAUAUCAGUCGAAGAGUGCAGAAUCAUGGACUCAGCCAAACGGCCCCUUUGGCUCGUUUGGUCAAAUCCCGACCCAAUGGCACACAUCUCUUGCCCAACGAAUGCCAUUAUCUUUAAAAAUGGCGACGACUUAAGACAAGACAUGUUGACAUUGCAAGUGAUUCGUAUAAUAGACCUGAUAUGGCGUCGCGAGAAUCUGGACCUAAAGAUGCUUCCGUACACAUGUCUGGCCACUGGAAAACAGGUCGGAAUGAUUGAAGUGGUGAGGAAUGCGAAGACUGUUAUGAAUAUUCAACGGAGCGGUGGCUUUAAGGCGGCCCUUCAGGUGGACUCGAGUCAACUGAACAAAUGGAUUAAAGAUAAAAACAAAGACAAGUAUAACAGCGCUGUCGACAACUUCACGAAGUCGUGUGCGGGUUAUUGUGUGGCCACUUUCAUACUCGGAAUCGGCGAUCGAAACCCCGAUAACAUUAUGAUCACAGAAGACGGACAGAUCUUUCACAUAGACUUCGGCCACUUUUUGGGUCACUUUAAGAAAAAAUUCGGAUACAAUAGAGAAAGGGUUCCCUUUGUUCUGACCUACGAUUUCCUUCAAGUGAUUUCCAAGGGAUCAGAGAAUCCUCUCAAGAGUAAAGAAUUUGAAGCUUUUCAGCAACUGUGCGGUCGGGCAUAUCUGGCGCUCCACCAAAACGCCAAUCUAUUGAUAGCGUUGUUUACAAUGAUGUUGUCGACCGGUAUUCCGGAAUUGCAGUCAAUGGAAGACAUCAGUUAUUUGCGACAGACUUUGCAGGUGGAGAAGGGAAGCGAUGAGGCGCUCAAGUACUUCGAGGCCCAACUCGAUGAGGCACACGGCGGCGCCUGGUCUACCAAAUUGGACUGGUUUUUCCAUUCAGUCAAACACAGAACAUAA
Messenger RNA from Medioppia subpectinata, 3153 nucleotides. Lineage: Eukaryota; Metazoa; Arthropoda; Arachnida; Sarcoptiformes; Oppiidae. The record is from the annotation of a GenBank genome assembly.